CGUUGGCAAGUCAAGAAUCACAAGAAGCGAAGUAAAAAAAAGUUCCCAGCUUUACUCUGAAUCUAGAACCCCAUCCAACGGACGAAAAAAUUCCCAGAAUUUGAAACGAAAAUGUCGAUGAUCCCAAGUUUCUUCGGCAACCGACGAAGCAACAGCUUGGAUCCCUUCUCUCUCGAAAUAUGGGAUCCUUUCAAGAAUUUCCCAUCACUUCCCCAAGAGAGCUCUGCCUUCGUCAAUACUCGCGUUGACUGGAAAGAGACCCCGGAAGCUCACGUGUUCAAGGCCGACCUUCCAGGGCUGAAGAAAGAGGAAGUGAAAGUGGAGAUUGAAGAUGACAGGGUGCUCCAAAUCAGCGGAGAGAGGAAUGUCGAGAAGGAAGACAGGAAUGACACGUGGCAUCGCGUAGAGCGUAGCAGUGGCAAGUUCAUGAGGAGGUUUAGGUUGCCUGAGAAUGCCCAGAUGGAUCAGGUUAAGGCUUCUAUGGAAAAUGGGGUCCUUACCGUUACUGUUCCCAAGGUUGAAGCGAAGAAGCCUGAUAUAAAGGCCAUUCAGAUUUCUGGUUGACGUUUGGAGUUUCUGAAACAUGGAAUAAUGCUACAAACUGUAAUGUCUUAAGUGAGUCUAAUGUGUUUAUCAGUGUUGGCUGUUAAUCUUGUAAGUUGUCAGUAGAUUAUGUAUUUACAAUGUGGUUCAGUUCAAACUUCAAAUGAUGCAAGAAUGUAAUCAGAAUUCUAGCAAUGAAAGUGAGAGUUGUUCGUAAUUA
This is a messenger RNA of Theobroma cacao (cacao), 763 nucleotides long. RefSeq names its product 18.2 kDa class I heat shock protein-like. The record is from RefSeq and is a predicted model, not a curated record. NCBI's taxonomy places the organism in Eukaryota, Viridiplantae, Streptophyta, Magnoliopsida, Malvales, Malvaceae.